AUGGCUUCGGCAGAUACUGUUCAAUCCACAAGCCCCGGGAUUUCUGCUCUUCUGGAAACUCUCAACACCUCACUGGUUGGCGCUGCCUCAUCCCUACCAGCCUCAAAGAAAGAUGCGCCCGCAGACGUUUCGAUCACGCCGCCCCAGGACGGCAUUUCGCUUCUAGACACAAAGAGCGAGAUCCUUCUCUCAUAUCUCCAGAACCUAGUGUUUUUGGUAAUCAUUCAAUUACGACAAAAACAGACGAAAUCUAGCGAAGAAGGCUCCGAGAAUGCUGCGGAUGAUAAUCUUCACGACGAGGCUGUGAAAAAAUUGAUCGAGCUGCGAACGUACCUUGAUCGUGGUGUUCGGCCUCUCGAGGGACGACUUAAAUACCAAAUUGAUAAGGUCAUCAAGGCUGCGGAGGAUGCCGAGCGGACUGAGCCUGCCGCGAAAACGAAAAAGUCCAAGACAAGCCGCAAGGAUGUCGAUGCAAGCAGCGACGAGAAUUCCGAUGGGGAUGACAGUGAGGCGAGCAGUGAAAACGAGGAGGAGGAAGAUAUGGAUGAGAUGGCAUACCGGCCCAACAUCUCAGCCCUCGCCAAGGCCAAGAUGGAGCAGAAGAAACCUCAAGACAAGGUCUCGAGGGAGGAGCCCAGCGAUGGCAUCUACCGUCCUCCCAAGAUCAUGCCUACUGCUCUGCCCAGCUUUGAUCGGCGCGAACGACAAGAGCGCCGACCUCGCCGGUCUAACGUCAUUGACGAAUUCGUCAGUGCUGAGAUGUCGGCGGCGCCUAUGGCUGAACCCAGUAUCGGUAGUACCAUCAUUGCCGGCGGACGGCAAACCAAGUCGAAGAAAGACAGAGAGCAUGAGGCGGAGCGUACACGGUACGAAGAAACCAACUUUGUCCGUCUUCCCAAGGAAACUCGAAAGGAUCUUGCCAAGCGUGGAGGUCGCCUCGACUCGACCUAUGGUGGUGAUGAGUGGAAAGGCCUUACCGAGGGUGCUGAUCGUAUUGAGCGUCUUACCCGUCGGUCUAAGAAUAGUGGCUCCGCGCUUGAGAAAAGCCGGAAGCGCAAAAAUGAGGACGGGCAACGCAGCGAUGGUGUGGCUGUUGGUGAUAUCUUUGAUAAGCGCCGCAAGAAGGUUGAUACCUGGAAGCGGUAA
This is a messenger RNA of Penicillium diatomitis, 1146 nucleotides long. RefSeq names its product small subunit rRNA maturation protein LCP5 (gene lcp5). Gene Ontology annotation, biological process: maturation of SSU-rRNA from tricistronic rRNA transcript (SSU-rRNA, 5.8S rRNA, LSU-rRNA). Bases 1 to 1146 code for a protein of 381 amino acids. NCBI's taxonomy places the organism in Eukaryota, Fungi, Ascomycota, Eurotiomycetes, Eurotiales, Aspergillaceae. Gene Ontology annotation, cellular component: small-subunit processome; nucleolus. The transcript has a single exon. The record is from RefSeq and is a predicted model, not a curated record.